Molecule: messenger RNA, 282 nt
Organism: Pistacia vera
Lineage: Eukaryota; Viridiplantae; Streptophyta; Magnoliopsida; Sapindales; Anacardiaceae
Exons: 2
Coding region: 1-282 (93 amino acids)
Source: RefSeq, a predicted model, not a curated record
AUGAAUAUUGUAGCUGUGCUUAAUGGCUCCACGGUGACACAAUUUGUCGAUAAUAAAGAUGCUUUUGACAAUUGUGUGGACGAAUAUUUCCAAGUGUUAGAUGUUGGUCACAAUGGCAAGCUUUCGCGCAAUGUGUUUCGUCAAAGCCAGUUUGGAGCUCUAAUGAGGGAGAUUAUGCUGGCCAUGGCUCGUGGCAUUGGUAAUUCUCUUGUUCUAAUGGCUCUUGAACAAGAUAGUCUGCUUAGAAAGGCUGUUGAACAUGAAUCUGCCUCCAAAAAGUGA